Postia placenta MAD-698-R-SB12 is the source of this 249-nucleotide messenger RNA. RefSeq lists its product as hypothetical. NCBI's taxonomy places the organism in Eukaryota, Fungi, Basidiomycota, Agaricomycetes, Polyporales, Adustoporiaceae. The coding region runs from base 1 to 249 and encodes 82 amino acids. The transcript has a single exon. The record is from RefSeq and is a predicted model, not a curated record.
AUGGAAGAGAAUGAUACGAGUAGGACGGAAGAAGCAGUUAUACCGCCAUGUGCAUUGACCCAUCAACUGGCCCUACGGCAUGAUGCAGGUCGAGACCGCCAGGGGAAGAUACUGGUCAAGGAAGGGGAUACUGUCACCCCGUCCGAUAGCGAGGCAGACAAUGAGCGCCUUGAGCCGUUAUGGAACGCGACGUUCAAAGCUGUGCAGCCACGCAGAGCACAUUGUCCGCGAUAUCGGGAUGAAGACUGA